Myodes glareolus (Bank vole) is the source of this 1074-nucleotide messenger RNA. NCBI's taxonomy places the organism in Eukaryota, Metazoa, Chordata, Mammalia, Rodentia, Cricetidae. The record is from RefSeq and is a predicted model, not a curated record.
AUGCCUAGGGGCAACAAGAGCAAGGGUCGCUCCCGGGCCAAAAGGCAGCAGACUCGGAGAGAGAGCCAGAAUCUCCAGGGUGCUCAGCCCGCUGCAGAGGAGGAAGCAACAUCGCCCCCUCUUGGCCAGGGGGAUGCCCCCAGCUCCCCUGAAGGCUGCACUCCUCAGGGGUCUCAGGAGGCCAUGCCCCAUGGCUCUCCUGAGUUAGAUGUGCCCCGCUCAAUCUAUGAUAUUGGUGCUGAUGGUUCGGAUGCUGGUGCUGAGGUUUCUGUUGCAGAUGAUGAAAGAAGUGCUCGUGCCUCCAAGAUAGCAGCUGCCAUUCAGUCUGCGCGCAGAGAUCCUCUGACCAGGAAGGCCAAUGUAUUGAUAGAGUUCAUGCUGGAGAAAUUUAAGGUGAAAAAGCCCUUCACACAGGCAGAUAUGCUUAGGAUGAUCAGCAGGAAGUACAAGGUGCACUUCACUGAGAUCCUCAGGAGAAUCUCUGUGCGCCUGGAGUUGGUCUUUGGCCUUGAGUUAAAAGAAGUAGAUCCCAGUUCUCAGUCAUAUAUGCUUGUGGGCAAGCUGGGUCUCUCCACCGAGGGAAGUCUGAGUAGCAGUUCUGGGUUGCCCAAGACGGGGCUCCUGAUGACCCUCCUGGGUGUGAUCUUCAUGAAGGGGAACCGUGCCACUGAGGAAGAUGUUUGGGAAUUCCUGAAAGUAGUGGGGAUUUAUCCUGGGAAGAGUCAUGUAAUUUUUGGGGAGCCCCGGGAGUUCAUCACCAAAGAUUUGGUGGAGGAAAAUUAUGUGAUAUACCGCCAAGUUCUUGGCAGUGACCCCCCACGCUAUGAGUUCAGGUGGGGUCCUAGAGCCUAUGCUGAAACUACCAAGAUGAAAGUCCUGGAAGUUGUAGCUAAGAUCAAUAAUACUUGCCCCAGUUUCUUCCCUACUAUGUAUGAAGAGGCUAUGCUUGAUGAGGCUAAUAGAGCAGCACGGAGAUUUACAGCUGUGCCUGGUAAUGCUGUUGAUAUCAGUGAUAUCAGGGAAGUUAGGGCUCAUCAUCGCAAGUGCAUGGCUCACAGCUCCUCCCACAUUUAG